Molecule: messenger RNA, 1287 nt
Organism: Arachis ipaensis
Lineage: Eukaryota; Viridiplantae; Streptophyta; Magnoliopsida; Fabales; Fabaceae
Source: RefSeq, a predicted model, not a curated record
AUGGUAGCUAGAGCAUUGAAGGUUUUGCGAGAGAGGUUGUCAUUAGGAGUGAAAAGGCAUAGUUAUACAUUAGUUUGGAUGCCUGCAAGAAAGGGGUUUAAGGAGGGAUGUAAGCCACUAAUAGGGUUGGAUGGCUGCUUCUUGAAGGGUCGUUAUGGUGGGCAGCUUCUAAGUGCGGUGGGACAAGACGCAAAUAACCACUUCUAUGUCAUUGCAUAUACAGUGGUCCCGAAUGAAUGCAAGGACACAUGGAAGUGGUUUUUUACGUUACUGAAAGAAGACUUGGGUGAAGUUCCACAACAUGGGUGGAACUUUAUUUCUGACCAACAAAAAGGUUUGGAGUUGGCAAUGAAGGAAGUGAACCCUACUGUCCAUCACCGAAACUGCGUUCUUCAUAUUUGGAAGAACUUUAUAAAACAUUUUAAGGAUGAACAAACAAAUCGGAUGGUAUGGGAGUGCUCUCGUUGUACAACAUUUCAAGAAUUCAGCAGUGCCAUGGAGAAAUUAAAAAAACUGAAUGAGGGAGCUUGGGAGUAUCUACAGAGGAAGAAGCCAAUUAUGUCGAUGUGUGGAGACUUGAGGUGUUACAUCAUGAAGAAAAGGGCUAUGCACAAGAAGAGACUGGAGAACCACAUUGGUAUCUUGGCCCCUGUGCAGCAGAAGAAGCUUUAUCAGUUUAUCAAACCCAAGAGUACCAAGUGGAGAGCAAUCUGGGCUGGUGAUUCUGAUAGAAUACUGUUUGAAGUUCAUAUGCAAAGGCAUAUGGUUGGAGUAAACUUACAAAGCAGGACAUCUACCUACAAUGUGUGGCAGCUAACUGGCAUGUAUUGCAGACAUGCGGUUGCAACCAUGGCUAAGAAGAUGGGGUUGAAGCCAGAGAAUUUUGUGCAUAAAUGGUUCACAAUGGAUGCUAUCAGACCAGCCUACUCACACUGCAUUAAUCCAGUUAACAGUGAAGAAUACUGGACCCCAACUGAUUCACCACAGCCACUACCUCCCCAAAUUAAGAAAGCUGCUCAUCGUUCAAAAAUAAAGAGAAAAGUCGAUUCUGUGAAGACGGAGAUGCAUUCCCACAAGGCCAAGAAGACAUUCGAGGUGACUUGUAACAAGUGUGGCCAAACGAGUCAUUACUACAAAACAUGCUCAAAUCCACCCAAAGAUCCUAAUUGGAAGCCUAUGACCAAGAAGGAAAUGAGGGAUUUGAAGAAGUCUGCUCUAGUAGUGGACUCUGCUAGCACCACACAGGUAGCAUCUGAGACCCCCAACUUGAAUAACCCACCUCCAUAA